Molecule: messenger RNA, 1623 nt
Organism: Suillus subalutaceus
Lineage: Eukaryota; Fungi; Basidiomycota; Agaricomycetes; Boletales; Suillaceae
Product: MCM2/3/5 family-domain-containing protein
Exons: 12
Coding region: 1-1623 (540 amino acids)
Biological process (GO): double-strand break repair via break-induced replication; mitotic DNA replication
Cellular component (GO): MCM complex; nucleus
Molecular function (GO): single-stranded 3'-5' DNA helicase activity; ATP binding; single-stranded DNA binding
Source: RefSeq, a predicted model, not a curated record
AUGCAGUCCAAGACUGCAUUCCUAGUAUGCAUGGUACACGAUGCUGAUUGCAGGGGUGGCACUAAUGUUUGUGGAGAAGAGGAGGAGGGCGACGAGGAUGGACAGGCAUUCCUCCGCCCGCUUACCGAACCUGAAAUUGAUGAGUUCAAGAGCAUGAUCGACUCAGAUCACAUAUGCUCUCAGCUUGUGGAGAGCAUUGCACCCACCAUAUACGGUCAUGAAAUUGUCAAAAAAGGACCCCUGCAGCUUAUGGGUGGCGUUCACAAGCAAACAGCCGAGGGCAUGCACCUCCAUGGGGACAUCAACAUCUGCAUUUGCAUUUCAACUGAUGUCUAUACAUCCAGCAAAGCCUCAUCUACAGAAGGUCUGACAGCUGCCAUCGUCAAAGACGAAGAGACUGGUGACUUUAUGAUUGAAGCUGGUGUGCUCAUGCUUGUGGACAAUGGCAUUUGCGCCAUUGAUGAAUUCGACAAGAUGGACAUUGCCGACCAAGUUGCUAUUCACGAGGCGAUGGAACAACAGACAAUCUCCAUUGCGAAGGCAGGCAUCCAUGCGACCCUCAACGCUCGCACGACCAACGUCGCGAUGAGCGCCCCGAUUAUGAGCAGGUUUGAUAUGUUCUUUGUUGUACUCGAUGAGUGCAAUGAGAAGAUGGACUUGAACAUCGCUAAGCAUAUUAUAAAUGUGCAUCGGUUCCUGGAUGAAGCUAUUAACCCGCAGUUCAGUACGGAGGCUCUGCAGCGGUACAUCCGGUAUGCCAGGACGUUCAACCCCAAGCUAACUCCAGAGGCUGCCGAUAUCCUUGUAGAGAAGUACUGCAUCCUUCAACAGGAUAACGCAACAGGAGCAGGGAUGUCAUUCCUACAGGAUCACCCCAUCGCCCAUGCCAACUGCACAGCAGAAAUCACGCCAGUCUUCGUGCGAGAAGCAUACACUCUUCUGCGCCAGGGUAUUAUACAUGUCGAACAAGAUGAUAUCAAUUUUGAUGAGGAAGAAUUAGAGGGCAAGCGCGAGGCGUGGAAUGUUCCUGCCAAUGAGACCUCGGAUGCAAUUGAAGAGUCUAUCUCAUUGAGAGUAAAUCCACUGAGUACAUUUCACACGUCGCUAUUCCAAAUUAUUAUCAUAUGCAGUGUGGAGUCAUCAAGCUACCGUGACUGUACCAAUGGCAUCGACAACAUCUGUGCAGGCUCGCCAGAGGUGAAGAAUUGCCCAGUUGGAGGAGAAGCUAGAGGCUCUCGAGUCGGGACGUGUGGUCAAAGAAAGGCAAGCAAACCAUUACACGGCUCAGGGAAGGGCGAUCAGCUGAUGAUGAAGACCAUACUGUCAAGUAAAAUUUUCAACUUUCAAGCCAGUUUGAAGGGUUCGGACAUGGAGUACGAUGAGUACUUGUACAUGUUAAAAAUGCUUCAGCAGGGGGCUGACAGUGCUCGAGGUGAUGAUACCUCAAAGCUCAAGGCCCUUGUUGCUGAAUGGGUUAAUCGGGAAUUCAAGCCCGAUUCCCCAGUCGAUUCCAAUGACAAACAUACCCGUGGAUUCUCCAACGAUGCAUGCGGCAGGCUACUCUGCCCUGCCGAACUGGAUUGGAAUAACCCAGUCCAAGUACCAGUGCCCUUGGAAUCCUGA